AGCCGCUCCCGCUCGGCUCGGUCGUGGCCGGAGCUCCAGCCUCGCCGCGCCGCCGCGGCGCAGCCCCCUUCGCGAGCAGCCCCCCCUCUCUGCGGGCCUGCGCGCGCAGCCAGAGCGCCAUGAGCCAAGCCCCCAGUGCGGCAGACGACGUGCCUGGGGACGAGCGAGGCGCUCGCGUCGGGGAGAUCCGGGACAUGCUGGGCGCCCUCGGCUUCGACCUGCAGGGCGGCUUCAUGGAGCAGCGCCUGCGGGAGCUGGUCGAGCAAGAGGUCGACUGGCUCAAGCCAGAGUUCCGGGACCCGUCCAACGGCUACUACCUCGCCGCGGGCAUCAAAAUCCUGCUGGGCGGCCAGGGGAAGGGUGGCACGCUGCCGCGCGGGUACCGCGUCUAUGUGCCUCUGCCGCGCGGCAUGGUGACUCUCCUGGCAGGCCAGCACGGGACCGAGACCAUGCUGCAGGCCUGCGGGAUCAACCGCCGCGCGACCGUUUUUUUGUCGCACUGCCAGGCGGAACCUGUCCGAGACACGCUGUCCGGCAUGGAGGACUUCGUGCAGCGGGCAGGCCAGUCCAGCGACGAGCCGGUGUUCUGGCUGGACUUCUUUGGUCUGGACCAGAACAAUAUUACGUGGACGAAGGACAAGGAGCGCACGAAGCGCACGAUCGUGGGGCCGAGAACUCUGGCGGUCAUGAUGAGCCCGUGGGAGGGCGGAAUGACUCUGCAGCGGGCAUGGUGCUGCUUGGAGAUCGCCCUGCAUGCCCUCGUUGGUCAUGACAUCGUCGUCGUGCUCACGCCGGAGGAGAAGGAGCGCUUCCUCGACGCGCUCCGCAAAGACUACACGAGCAUCAUGAACAACUUGUGCGCGGUGGAUGUGCUAAAGGCGAAGGCGUCGAAGGAGGACGAUAAGGAGUGGGUGGUGAAGGAGAUGCAGGACGUGCCAGGCGGCGUCCCGAGAAUCAAUCAGAUGAUCAUCUCUUCGAUGUUCGAUGCCCUGACGCAGGUCGCGCGCAGUGCAGUCGAGAAUGGUGCUGAUGACGCGGACGCCAAUCCUCAUGUGGCUACCGACUGCAGCCAACUGGCCCGGCUGCUCAAGGACCAGGGCGACCUCGGCGCGGACACCGAGAGGCUGAUGCGGCGCGCCCUGGACAUCGACGAGAAGGCGCUCGGGCCGCAGCACCCUAAGGUGGCUAUCCGCUGCAGCAACCUAGCCGCGCUCCUCCAGGCCCGGGGCGACCUCGGCGCGGACACCGAGAGGCUGAUGCGGCGCGCCCUGGACAUCGACGAGAAGGCGCUCGGGCCGCAGCACCCUAAGGUGGCUAUCCGCUGCAGCAACCUAGCCGCGCUCCUCCAGGCCCGGGGCGACCUCGGCGCGGACACCGAGAUGCUUGAUGCGGCGCGCCCUGGACAUCGACGAAAAGGCGCUUCGGGCCGCAGCACCCUAAGGUGGCUAUCCGCUGCAGCAACCUUGCCCAGCUGGCUCCAGGCCCGGGGGCGACCCCGGUCGGCGCGGACACCGAGAGCUGAUGCGGCCCGCGGCCCUGGACAUCGACAGAAGAGCGCUCGGGCCGCAGCACCCCAGCGUGCUACCUUCUCAGCAACCUUAGCCCCAAGCUGCUCCAGGCCCGGGGCGACCUCGGCGCGGACACCGAGAGGCUGAUGCGGCGCGCCCUGGACAUCGACGAGAAGGCGCUCGGGCCGCAGCACCCUGAGGUGGCUACCGACUGCAGCAACCUUGCCCAGCUGCUCAAGGCCCGCGGCGACCUCGGCGCGGACACCGAGAGGCUGAUGCGGCGCGCCCUGGACAUCGGCGAGAAGGCGCUCGGGCCGCAGCACCCCAGCGUGGCUACCUUCUGCAGCAACCUAGCCGCGCUCCUCCAGUCUCGGAUCUGAGAGGCUGAUGCGGCGCGCCCUGGACAUCGACGAGGAGGCGCUCGGGCCGCAGCACCCUGCGGUGGCUACCCGCUGCAGCGACCUGGCCCAGCUGCUCAAGGCCCAGGGCGACCUCGGCGCGGACACUGAGAGGCUGAUGCGGCGCGCCCUGAACAUCUGCGAAA
Prorocentrum cordatum is the source of this 2052-nucleotide messenger RNA. Lineage: Eukaryota; Dinophyceae; Prorocentrales; Prorocentraceae. The record is from the annotation of a GenBank genome assembly.